AAGUAAUUAUAGUAUUCUCAUUAAGUGGAAUAAUUGACCAUCAUUAUGGAAAUUCUGUAGGCUGAAGUAUUUAAAAUGUUUAAGGAUAUUGGUUUUUAACCAAAGCCAAGAUAUUUGAAAACACAGCAUGAUAUGUCAGUCAGAGUUUCGGUGCGCAACUAUCGGUGUAUUAUUUGUAAAAAACAUUUGUGUGGUUAAUCUGGUUGAAGGUUAAUCUGGUUGAAUCAGAGAAUUUAAUUGAUCUCGUGAUAAGAGGCAUGUUUUCUUCACAGGCGGCCCAAUCUUACACUGUGUUAUUAAUUACGUUAUAUCUUUAUACAAAUAGUAUAUUGAAAAUCAUUAGAAAAUCCUGUGUUAUUAAUUUAUUACGUUAUAUCUUUAUAUAAUAGUAUAAUGAAAAAAAGCACUUACAUGUGUUUCUUGAAAGAUUUUAACGAGAACCAGCCAAGAUUAGCGUUGACAAGAGGUUAACGGCCAUAGUUGGGGUUGACAUGAGGAUUAACAACAAGAAAUAAUACAGGUCACUUUGACCGGCUGGUCACUUUGACCGUUAAUUGGACUAAUUGGGACAAACGCUGACAGAAAUCAAUCGAAUAACGCGAACUUCGGCUGUCGCAUCCUCGCCAAAUUACCUUACAUCGGAAGAGCGAUAAUUUUUACAUAAUAUACUUUUCUUUAACAGAAUUGAACAAUAAUCUUCCUGCAGGAAAUGCCAAUUGAAACUUACGUACAAAUGUCUAAUCUUCCGAGGUUCGUCACCGAUCUGAAUUCAUGGCCUUCAAAUUCGAAUUACACGCUCCAUUGUCAUUGGUCGGCUUUCAAAACAACAACAGGACAUUUCCUGUUGUUGUUUUGAAAGUCGACCAAUGACAAUGCAGCGUGUAAUUCGAAUUUGAAAGCCAUGAAUUCAGAUCGGUGACGAACCUCGGAAGAUUAGACAUUUGUAAGUUUCAAUUGGCAUUUUCUACAGGAAAAUUAUUGUUCAAUUCUGUUAAAGAAAAGUAUAUUAUGUAAAAAUUAUCGCCUUUCCGAUGUAACGUAAUUUGGCGAGGAUGCGACAGCCGAAUUUCGCGUUAUUCGAUUGAUUUCUGUCAGCGUUUGUCCCAAUUAGUCCAAUUAACGGUCAAAGUGACCAGCCUUGUAUUAUUUCUUGCUGUUGAUCCUCGUGUCAACACCAACUAUGGCCGUUAACCUAUUGUCAACGCCAAUCUUGGCCGGUUCUCGCUAAAAUCUUUCAAGAAACACAUGUAAGUGCUUUUCGUUAUUCUAUUAUAUAAAGAUACAGUCGAACCCCUAUUAAGCGGACACCUUCGGGACCUCGCCUAAGUGUCCGCUUAAAAGGGGUGUCCGCUUAAAAGGGGUGUCCGCUUAAAAGGAGUAUGCAGAAAAACACAGCAGGAGGCAAAGGUGUGUAAUUAGGUGUGUAAUAUGAGUAUCAAAACAGUAAAAAAUAUCUUAGCAAAUAAUUAGCAUAAAAUGAAAAUUUCUUUGUGCAUAAAAGUUCAUUAGAAAAUGUAUACGUCUCUCACAGUCAUAAAAAGGGAAUCGAUACAAGUUUGCUUUCGAGGCUCACGCAGACGAUAGCCCAUUAUAAUAUCAUUUACAGAAAAAUGGCGUUGGAAAGUUCUUCCAAACCUCGAAAUUGUGCGAAUUCUGCCAGCCGAUCGACAACUUUAAGGGCUUCGGAGGACGAUUUAAUGACUGUUUCGUUAAGAGACAAGUCAAAUUCAUCAUUUUCGUUCAGUUCGUUGUCAUCAGUGAUCUGACACAUAUCUUUCGGCUCCUCGGCUGGCAGUUCACAGUCCUUGUUUGUCACUUCCUCAAUAAUCUUGGCUCUGAUGUCUUCGCACCAGGUUGGUGUGUCACUGUCAAUGUGCCAUGUAAAUUGAUCUCAAUUGUUAUUUACUGUCGAAUAUUGAAUACAUUUUAUCACACAAUCUGUCAUCUGUCCGCUUAGGAGAGGUUGGUUUGCCCAUUGGGACCUCAAGUAAGGUGACCGCGUCCGUUUAAGAGGGGUGUCCGCUUAAUAGGGGUUACGAUAAUAGUAUUUUAUUAAAGAAAACGAUUGGGACCUGAGAUAUGUGUCCGCUUAAUAAAGGUGUCCGCUUAAGGUGGCUCCCUACAGUUAUUCUUGUUUAAGCAAUAAUUCCGUAAAACAGGCUUAUUCGUGCAGAACGCGAAUUCUUUUCGACUUGGUGGCAAUAUUGGACACCUAAGGAAUAUUUCGAACUAGAUUUCGACGAUGUCAAUGUUCCCAUGGCAACAUGACGACAGCAUAAAGCCUUCCAAUUUAACCCAUAAAUGUGCCGCUAUCUCAAAAACGAUGUCGGUGACCUAUCUUUUUUAUUUCAUAUACCGAUAAAGAAUGAUGCUCUGCAACUGUGGUGAAAGUUUAAAGAAAUUCUGUAGUGUGUGAUUUUUUUAAAAGCGAAAAAUUUAUUGCGAAAUUUCCACACUACAGAUUUUUUUUAAAUUUGAAAUUUAUAGAAUUUACCGCAAAAUAAAUUCGUGGUCAAAAUUUGAAGAUAGGUCACCGAUGAAACUAAUGAGUAAAAUGCAAAUAAAGUUAGAAAAUAGCCUCCUGUAACUCGAGAAAUUCCCCUAUUGAAAAGCGUCGCUGACUAGUAAAAGAUUCUACGCGGGCGCAGAACAAGUUUUCAUUCAGCAAAAUCGAGCCGCACUGUUGUUUUUACUGUUUUGUUUUUGUCAACUUUUCGAUUUAUUUGAGUGCUAUGGACAGCCAAGGAUUAUUGUGAAGGAUUAAAUCGAUGAAAACAAGGUUGAAGCUAAUUGAAUCCUGCCGUUUACUCAAUCUGUGAGCUGUAACAUAACAGGUGGACGUGUUUUUUUGUUUCAUGUUUCAUCACUUUAAUCUUGUAGAAACACAACUAAAAACGUGAACGUUUUCUUGAGAAGUAAACAACUUUUUAAACGUUUGUAUGCAAUUUUGCAAAUGUUUUACAGUUGAGUCAGUUGACAGUGUAUAAAAAAAUUUAAAAAUAUUGUUUCGUAACUGUUUUUUGGUCUAGUGAUAUUCGUAUCAUAUGUAGAAUUGCUGUAUAGACUCGCAAGUGAUUUGGCACUAUAAACGAAGUAUUAUUCAACGCUUUUUUCCAUUAUAAACCUUUCAGAAAUAGCUUUAUUUUUAAAAAAAAGCAUGGUCAAUUUUUGUUUUGUUUUGAUCAUGCAGUUGCGUGGGAUAGUUCACGUACUUGUCCCGCGAACAUCCCGCACGGAACUGUAGGGAGCCUCCUUAAGAGAGGUGUCCGCUUAUAGGGGUUCGACUGUAUAACGUAAUAAAUUACUAACACAGGAUUUUCUAAUGAUUUUCAAUAUACUAUUUAUAUAAAGAUAUAACGUAAUUAAUAACACAGGGUAAGAUUGGGCCGCCUGUGGUUUUCUUGAGUAUGUAGUAAAAGUCUUUCAUGAACUCUAAGACAGCCCAGGUGCCAAUUGUAUUGAACCAAAGAUAUUAGACAGGGUACAAUUAUAUUACAGCUUUUUUUCAAAAUAUUAUUACAGCAUAUCCUAGAAGAUGCAACUGACAAAUGAAGUAUUUACCCUAAAAUUAUUAGUGAAUUGUGCCGUGACUAAAAUGAUAUGUUACAGCUUUGGUUCAAAUUUCUUAAAUCAUGAACUGAUGUAACUGCAAAUGUAAACAAAUAGGUGAACGCACACCCAGUACACAGACUGCAUGUUAUUUGUCUUUAAGACUCCUAAGUCAUAUAUCACUGAUAUCAGAUUCCUAAUAAAUUUGUUAUUUUAUACAUGUGCUUCAGGACUUCCUUCUAUUAUUUUUCAUGUUUCAAGAUCACUGUAUAUUAUUUCUCAUGAUUCAGGAUUGGUACCCCCUCCAUCCCUCCCCCUCUUCCAGACAAACAGAAAUAAACAUCCCAGAAAAUAAAUAUGAAAUUAACUCACACACAAAGGUUUCAAGAAACUGUGUAUAAUUUCAUUCGCAACUGUAUUUUAAACUACAUACAUACGGCAGUGGCGUAACGUUAUUUCAGGGGGCCCCCGGUUCAAAAUUUUCGAAGGCCCCCCUAGUAGAAGUGCCAAAGGCACGAGUCGAGUGCCGUAUAUGCACGAGUUUCCUAGGGAGUCCAGGGCAUGCUCAUCCGGGAAAUAUUUGAAUCUAGACUAUCUGAAAUGUCAUUUCCUGGACUUUGGGGAGAGAUUUUACAGAAUUCUGAUGGUCAGAAAACGAUAUUGUAACAUAUCAGAGGCCCUGGCCAAUGUUUUUGCUCUAUCGCAUAAGCCUGGGGGCCCCCAUUUGGGCAGGAGGCCCCCGUGUUCUCCCGGUCUGAGCCCAUAGUAGUUACGCCACUGACAAACGGAAAACAACCUGUCACUCCACCAGUUAAUUGUUUCAAAAUAUUCUGCUUUGAUAACUACAUGUUUACACAUGAAGAAUUUCGUUUCCAUAAAUGUCCCUUUGAUUAUACAGGCACAUUACUGAGUAUUUAUCCUUCCAUAAAAGUACAAUAAAAUCCCAAGUGAUAUUCUUUGGUCAAUACAUAAAAAUUACUUGUAAUCAACAUUGUUUAUUAAAUUAUUUAUAAAACGUCGCACACAAGCAGCUGUAUUGGAUACAGAAUAGACAGUUUAAAGACAGAUCACUCGACUAGUUUUCUCUCAGUUUGAUCCUCGAUCUUUGAUAAGUAUUACCGUUAGCUAUUCCACGAUGUGUUGAAAGAAAGCUCGUAGAAUGCAUAGCUAAUAUAUACACACUCUCAAAUCUCACUUGGAAAGUUUUAUUUAUCAUAAUAAUAUAAAAACUCGAAAACGUCGCGCCUUCGCGCUGCCAUGUUUGACAAAAUCAAUCGACUCCGUUCCCCCCGGAUUGAAAACUAAAUUAUUACGAAAUGUCCAAUAUUUUUGGAGUCACGUGACCAGUGUUUACCAGGGACCACUGAGCUAUACUUAAUAUAUCUGGAGAUUGUGCUCUCGACGAAAGUGUGUGGCCAAAAACAUGGCGAAUUUGACGUCACAAUCGACCUAUUUUCAUGGCAGUUUUCACUGACCCAUGGCUCGAAUGUCCGUGGGCGACAAAAUUCAACCCCCCCCCCCUGAUUUUACAGUGAUUUAUCAUUUAUGUACUGUUGUUUGUAUUAGUUGAUCGACGAUGGAGUGUAUUUUGAUUUUCGUCCUUUUGAAAAUACAGUAUUAUUCCAACUGCAAGUAUAAAUCAAUAAAGACCAAAAGCCAUUAAUAAAAAAAGACAUAAAUGGAGCUUGACGGCCACAAGAACAAAGCAUGUAAGUCAUUGAAAUGAUUUAUCAAUUCUUGUUGUAUUGUGAAUUUGUGUUGCAACUGACUAUCAAGAUUAUUCUUUAAAACACGAGUAUUAUAACAAUCCCCAGCAAGUAAAAUUAAGCAAAUAUAGCUUGUUGAAAACCGUACUGCUGUAAAUUUCCCUGAGUGACAAAGGUUUUUUUAGAGAUUUUAAUACCAGUUUAUUCUAUCAGUAAAUUGUGGGGAAAAGCAACUCUUUGGAAUAUAAAGCACUUAUAUCACCAUUAAAGUUUUUUACACCUGUAUGUAUUCCGCUUUCAGGUACGAAUUUAUCAAGAAAAUAUGGGAUAUCUGUACUAAGUAACAGGUGGCAAUGAAGAAAGUCAAGUGUAUUUCUUUAUAAUGGUCUUCCUUGUAAAAGGCAAUGGCACUAUUUCAUUGAACAUUCAAGGAACAAUCGCCUUUUAAAACAAAUAUGCACAUUUUUAUGCUCGAGUUACAAUGUUUGAUUUUGAUAUCUGCAUUUUAUGCGAUUCAUACCUUAUUUUUAAGUGUUCCUCAAAUAUUGAUUCAAUACAUUACCUCGGGCUGACCAAUUCAUUCCAUCAAGAUAUUUGUUGUGUUGGUGUAAUACAUGUACUCAGGUGAAUAAGAUGCUUGUGCAGGGACCGCGGAGACGGGGGGGCUGGGGGGGCUUUAGCCCCCCCCACUUUUUUUGACAGCCAAAAUUAUUAAAAUAGAAAUCUAAAUGAAACUUUCUAAAUUAAUUAAUUGGGGGUUUUAUUGAUGAUUUAGCCCCCCCCACUCUCUAAUACGCUCCGCGGGCCCUGUUGUGGGAUGUUACGUACUCUGAGUGGAUAUCCACACUGGGCAGGCUUGAAAAAUAUGCCUGGCCCCAGUCGGAUUUGAACCUACAACCUUUGGAAUACUGGCCCAAUGCUCUGCCAACUGAGUUAUACAGUCGGGGCAGUUCGAGUAUGCGAUAUUUCGGAACUGAGUCUAGUUCCUUCGAUAUCAGUGUAAUCUAAUAACCAUGAUAUUUGUGAAUAUGAUGCUUGUGUGAUGUUACUCUGAGUCCAUAUCCACACCGGGCAAGCUUGAAAAAUAUGCCAAGCCACAUUGGGAUUCAAACCGACCUGACCGCGUAGCUCAGUUGACAGAGCAUUGGCAUUUGGGCUAGUAUUCCAAAGGUCGUAGGUUCAAAUCCCUACUAAGGGUCAAGCAUGGCGGUCUGUUCGUGGCUGCUUGUUAAAGUUAUAUUUUAUUCAAUUUAAUUGAUUCUGCUUAAUAUCAAGGCUUACAAUAAUGAAUCUAUGCAAGUGUACAACCUCAGGGAGAACUUUCGGGCUGUUAACGAAUUGUCUCGUCCAGUAUUCAACGACAUUUGUCAUCUAAAACGUCGACGAUCGUCUCAGCUCGCUGAUUCUACGGCAAAUUUUAAAGCGACCAAAGUUAUUCAUCUUACAAGGAAUAUGUUGUUGGUAACGUUACUAAAACUCUGUGGUGAUGUUGCUCUAAACCCUGGCCCUGUUCAACUAAAUUUGCAAUCGCCAAUAUCUAAAGGUUUAAAGAUCCGCCCCCGGAAUAUACAACGGCUUACAACAACCAAACAAGACGAAAUAAAGAUUAGCCUCACGGAAAAUUCGAACAAUUCUAACAAGAUCGAUAUUCUGUUUUUUAUCAGAGACAUUCUGCACGAACAAGACUCCUGACUACCUAUACGCUAUUACGGACUAUAAAUUAUUUCGUAAGGACAGAAUAGGUAAGAUCGGCGGAGGGGUUAUGGCGUUUGUACAUAAAGAUCUGGAAGUUGAACGGCGAAUCGAUAUGGAGGACGAUGACUUAGAGGCACUGUGGCUAGAAAUUAACCCGCACAAAUCUAAAGAUCAUUGUUUGUUGCUGGAGUAUAUCGUCCGCCAUCAUCGAAUGUUGAUAUGGACAAGAAACUUGGUAGAAAUAUUGAGAAUGCGAAACUGCGUAAUAAAGAGCUUAUUAUCAUGGGGGAUCUUAACGUUGACUAUAUGACACCUGAAAAGUUUUGUAAACAAAAACUAAUGAAGAGCUUGUUGAAUCUUAAUCUGUCCCAGUUGGUAAAUCAAAUCACAAGACCUAUCUCGCAAUCAUGUCUGGAUCAUAUAUGGUGCAGUCACCCAGAACGAAUCAGACAGGUAGAAGUGUUGUCAUCAGGUAUGUCUGAUCAUUUACCUAUAGUUGCUGUAAGAAUAUACAAAAAAUUGAAAGACAACAAAGGUGAGCAUCAUAACAUUACGUAUAGGGACUGAAUGAACAAGCUUUUUGUGAGUCUUUGUCUUCCACUCCAUGGGAUUGUGCAUUCACUUUUGAUGACCGCGAUGAUAUUGUUUACGCAUGGUAUAAUAUUUUUAACAGUAUUGUUGAUCAACACGCACCAUUGAGACAAAAACGAGUUAAAAGAAAAUCUCAACCUGAUUGGUUUAGCAAAAUUCUUGAAGAUGUGCUAAAGAAAAGAGACAAGCUACUCUACAGACCUAGACAAUCACAAUCUGAUUCCGACUGAUCAGCUUUUAGAAAGGCGAAAAAUAAAGCCACUAAUUUGUUACGAAAAACUAAACAAACGUAUUUUAAGAAUAAAGUGGCCGAAAAUAGAAACGAUCCUAGAAAAUUAUGGCGUCUAAUUCGCGAACUCGACGGCGUGAAUGUCAAGGAAAAUUUUACAUGGCGUUUGAAUGACGGUGACAAGUUAGUAUCGGACAAGUAUCAAAUUGUUGAGAUGUUUAACUCAUACUUUAUCGAACUACCGAAAUCAAUUUUCACUGAAUUAAUUAAUAUAACUGGAGACUAUAUUUCCCCAGAGAAACGAGUUCACUCGCAGCUCGAAAUCCCCCACAUCACACCUGAGCAAGUGAAUGAUUUUCUGGAUCAAAUUCCUGUAAAUAAAGCUACCGGCCCAGAUGGUGUAGGUAUACGGCUUCUCAAGUUAGCUGCCCCUGUAAUUUCAGAAUCGCUCAGCAGAAUAAUUAAUUCCUGCAUAAUAACUGGAAAAUUUCCAACAAAGUGGAAAGAGGCGAUCGUUACACCUAUCUACAAGGGUAAAGGUUGUAAAAGUGAAGCCUCAAAUUACAGGCCCAUAUCAGUGUUGUCCGUCUUGUCUAAGGUGUUUGAAAAGCACAUUGCGUCAUCAUUGCGUGCUCACUUGAAGGAGAACGUCUUGUUGUAUGGAUUACAAUCCGGCUUCCGGAAGUCAUUUUCAACUGAAACUGCAUUAAUUGAUUAAUAAGGCUUUUGGAUCAGUUGCUUUUCAACCUUGAUGAAAACUGUGUUAGCGGUCUGGUCCUCGUUGAUUAUAAAAAAGCAUUUGAUUUAAUAGACCAUAACAUCUUGAUUAAAAAGCUUUUUUUCAUAUGGAGUACAUGGCCAGUCGCUGGAAUUGUUCAAAAGUUAUCUUUCUGAUCGAUCCCAAUAUGUCAAUGUGGACGGUGUUAAGUCAUCCUCUAGGCCUGUCGAAUGUGGUGUGCCCCAAGGAUCUAUACUUGGGCCCAUUUUAUUCAUUAUAUUUAUUAACGAUCUUCCAGAUCAGAUUAAACAUUCUGUUGCUGAUAUUUAUGCUGAUGACACGACGCUUAGCUAUGCACAUGAUUACUCUUCUGCCCCUCAGUCAAUUACGGUUGAAUUACAGAAGGACAUUACAAACCUUGCAGAUUGGUCAAGAGUUAAUCAUAUGGUUUUGAAUGAAGAGAAAACUAAAACUCUUCUGAUCGCCGGAAAGCGCCUGAAGAAGAAAAUGGACACACUUGAUAUUGAUCUUAUGCUGAAUGGGAAAAAACUCCAACAAGUCACCUCGUUUAAAUUACUUGGAGUUACGCUCGAUGAUGAACUGAGCUUUGAUAUACAU
Paramuricea clavata is the source of this 9106-nucleotide messenger RNA. The record is from the annotation of a GenBank genome assembly. NCBI's taxonomy places the organism in Eukaryota, Metazoa, Cnidaria, Anthozoa, Malacalcyonacea, Plexauridae.